CGACAUUAUUGUUUCUGUAGCUUUUAUUAACAUCAUGGCCAAGAAGGGAAAGUCUGGAAAGUCAAAGAAGGGAGGAAACAGCAAGCCUGCAGCGCCGAAGCCCGAGGUAGCACCUGUGGUUGCUGAGGAGGUGAAGCAGCAGGAGCUGCAGGUUGAGGAGGCUGUUGCUGAGGAGCCGAAGGUCGAGGAGACUGUCGAGGAGACUGCCGAGGAGACUGCCCCUACCGAGGAAUCGAAGGAAGAGGCUGCUGCUCCUGCCGCUGAGGAGCCUGCUGAGGUUGAGGAGCCUGCUGAGGCUGAGGAGCCCGUCAUGGCCGAGGAGUCCGCUAAGGUUGAGGAGCCCACCAAGGCCGAGGAGCCCACCAAGGUCGAGGAGCCCGCCAAGGCCGAGGAGCCCACCAAGGUCGAGGAGCCCGCCAAGGCCGAGGAGCCCACCAAGGUCGAGGAGCCCGCCUUUGAGAUCCCGUCACUGGGUAAUGUGGAGGCGAUCGUCGCCGCCGGUGCCCCCGCUCCCAUGCCGAUCGACCGCUCGGAGCCUAAGGCCGAAGAGGUUAAGGCCAAGGAGCCUGCCAAGGUUGAGGAGCCUGUCCUUGCUGUCGAGGAGCCCGUGAAGGCUGAGGAGCCUGUUAAGGUCGAGGAAGAAGUCGCUGCUCCUGCUGUUGAGGAGCCCGCUAAGGUCGAGGAGGUCGCUGCCCCUGUUGUUGAGGAGCCCGCUAAGGUUGAGGAGCCCACUAAGGUCGAGGAGCCUGCUAAGGUCGAAGAGCCCGCUGCCGUCGAGCCCGUGGUUGAGGAGCCUGUCCCUGCUGCUGAGGAGCCCGUGAAGGCUGAGGAGCCCGCUAAGGUCGAGGAGGUCGCUGCCUCUGCUGUUGAGGAGCCUGCUAAGGUUGAGGAGCCUACUAAGGUUGAGGAGCCCGCUAAGGUGGAAGAGCCCGCUGCCGUCGAGCCCGUGGCCAAGGAGCCUGUCCCUGCUGCCGAGGAGUCUGUGAAGGCUGAGCCCGCCAAGGUGGAAGAACCCAAGGCUGAGGAGCCAGCAAAGGCCAAGGAACCCGUGAAGGAGGAGCCGCACAAGAGGACGGGACACGGCGACAAGCCGCCGCGCAAGGGCCUCGUCAACAGGCUGAUCGACUUCUUCGGUGGCAGGAAGUAAGCUGCUCGCGCUCCGAACAAAAAAUGUUUCUAGGUCCUUUUUAGCUCUCGCACUUUGUUUUUUUUUUCUUUUUACCUAAACCCCUCUCUAUGCUUGUGUAUAGAC
Linderina pennispora is the source of this 1252-nucleotide messenger RNA. RefSeq lists its product as uncharacterized. Lineage: Eukaryota; Fungi; Kickxellomycota; Kickxellomycetes; Kickxellales; Kickxellaceae. The transcript has a single exon. Bases 35 to 1147 code for a protein of 370 amino acids. The record is from RefSeq and is a predicted model, not a curated record.